UUUGGGAUGGUCUCUCCGCCGUAGCCGUAGCAGCAGUCGGUCAGUAUUAUUGAUGUCUCUUGCCCCGACAUUUCCAUGGUAACUGUCCUGUUCAAGGUCUGAUCAGUAGGAGCCGAGCUGUGCCGUGAGAAUGGAGCUGGAGGAGAAAAACCCAGACCCCAAAUACGGGGAGUCCAGGAAGUUUGAUCCAAACUUCAAAGGACCGAUCCACAACAGGGGCUGCACAGAUAUCUUCUGCUGUAUUCUCUUCAUCGUGUUCUUGUUUGGGUACUUUGCUGUGGGUAUCCUGGCGUGGUCUCAGGGUGACCCCAGAAAAGUGAUUUAUCCCACAGACAGUAGGGGCCAGUUCUGUGGGCAGGCUGGAACAAACUUGGAAAAGAAACCUCUCCUGUUUUACUUCAACAUUCUGAAAUGUGCCAGUCCUUUGGUGCUGCUGGAGUUUCAGUGUCCCACCACACAGUUAUGUGUGGAAAAGUGUCCUGACAGGUAUCUGACGUUGGUGAAAGCAAAGUUAGGCAACAAAGAUGACCAUGAAUACUACAAGAGAUACUGCAAGGAAGGAAUUGACUUUGCUAAAUUGAGUCCUCCUGAGAUCCUCAGGGAUGGCCUGUGUCCUGCCAUGCUGAUUCCCAGUAAACCCUUCACACGCCGCUGCCUUCCAGCCCUGGAAACUAUGAAAGGUGGGGUAGUGGUGGUGGGCAAUGAGACCACGUUCGUUGAUGACAAUGGCGUCAGUGUCAAUGCCUCAGAGGUGCUGGAGGCUUCAAAGAAGUCAAAUGUGGUUGUUGAAGCUCGCCAGGUGGCCAUGAGAAUCUUUGAGGACUACACUCAGUCUUGGCAUUGGAUAUUACUAGGCCUGCUGAUUGCCAUGGUUGUCAGCUUGAUUUUCAUCGUUCUGCUGCGAUUCUUGGCGGGUGUCAUGGUCUGGGUCAUGAUUGUUUUGGUUAUUCUUGUCAUUGGAUACGGUAUAUUCCACUGCUACCUGGAAUUUGCCGCUCUGAAGGGUGAGCCCGGCGCUAAUGUUACCAUCAGGGACCUGGGCUUGCAGACAGACUUUUCUAUCUACCUGCAGAUCAGACAGACCUGGCUGGCCUUCAUGAUCAUCCUUGCCAUUGUGGAGGUCAUCAUCCUCCUGCUGCUCAUCUUCCUCAGGAAGAGGAUCCUGAUCGCCAUCGCUCUCAUCAAAGAAGCCAGCAGGGCUGUUGGCCAUGUUAUGUCAGCUCUGUUCUACCCACUACUGACCUUUGCCCUUCUGGCCGUGGUGAUCGCUUACUGGGUCGUUACAGCCGUUUUCUUGUCUACGUCCAAUGAGCAGGUGUACAAAGUGUUCAACAACUCUGAUUGUCCGUUUGCACGGGAAACCUGCAAUCCAGAGACGUUCAACACCUCCAAUGCUUCAGCUGUGUGCACAGAUGCAGAGUGUCUGUUUGCCUUCUACGGUGGCGAGACGCUCUACCACAAAUACCUCAUCCUGUUUCAGUUCUAUAACGUCUUCCUCUUCUUCUGGUGUGCCAACUUUGUGACGGCCCUGGGCCAGGUUACUCUGGCAGGGGCAUUUGCAUCAUAUUACUGGGCCUUCAAGAAGCCGGAUGAUAUCCCUGCUUUCCCCAUCUUCUCCUCUUUGGGACGGGCCCUCAGAUACCACACAGGGUCCCUGGCUUUUGGUUCUCUGAUCCUAUCUUUGGUCCAGGUCAUUAGGGUCAUUUUGGAAUAUCUGGAUCACAAGUUACAAGGCGCUCAGAACAAGUUUGCUAAAUUUCUGCUAAGCUGCAUGAAGUGCUGCUUCUGGUGUCUGGAGAAAUGUAUCAAGUUCCUGAACAGAAAUGCUUACAUCAUGAUUGCAAUCUAUGGCAAAAGUUUCUGUACAUCGGCUCGAGAUGCUUUCUUCCUUCUCAUGAGGAACAUUAUCAGGGUGGCUGUUUUAGAUAAAGUGACUGACUUCCUGCUGUUUCUUGGGAAGCUCCUUAUUGUUGGCAUCGUAGGGAUUUUCUCUUUCUUCUUCUUCUCUGGAAGAAUCAAAGCUGUAGAGGAGGCUGCCCCAUCUCUCAACUACUACUGGGUGCCAAUCCUGACGCUGGUAGUGGGAUCGUACCUGAUCGCUCAUGGCUUCUUCAGCGUGUACGGCAUGUGUGUGGACACACUGUUCCUUUGCUUCUGUGAGGACUUGGAAAGAAAUGACGGCUCCUCUGAGAGGCCUUACUUCAUGUCUCCUGAGCUGCAUGAGAUCCUCUCCAAAGCGAAGAAGGUGGAAGAAUGUGACGGCUUUGAGCAGGCAGACGCUGCAAAGCAAGCGGACGAGGUGAAAUUGGAAGAGGAAACACCUCUUCAGCAUCAGGACGGAGAGGUACAGCUGACCCAGCAGAAUGUGCUCAAGCAGGAAAAUGAGGAGGAGCAGCCCCUGCAGUCCAAAGUUGAUUCUGAAGAGCCAAACGAGAAGACAGAGGAAGAAAUCGUUAAUGAGGCAGAGGCAACUGAGAAGACAGAAGAACCAGAGGUGACAGAAGCAGCAGAAAAACAGGAGCUGAAAGCAGAGAAGACAGAGGAGGUGCCAGCUACUGCUGAAGAAGAUAAAACAAAGGAGACUGGUGAAAAAACUGAGGAAAAAAAGGAUGUUAAGGAAGAUAGUCCUUCAUCAGCACCACAGGAGUAGGUCUUGCAAAGGAAGUGAAGCUUGGUAAACCUCUUAAAGCAUAAAGAAUUAAAAUGUGUACCUACAACUUUGUGAUAUGGACCUGUUAAAUGUUCAGCAUACUAGAAAACUUCAGCUGGCUUUGCUAUGCGAGUGAAGUGACGUCCACCAGGAGGAGGCUGCUGUCAGGGUCAGAAUGAAGCAGGUGCAUCAAAAGCCCAGUGCAUCUCUGUAGCUUGGAAAAAAAAAGGCUCCUUUGUGUUGGUUUUAGAGCGUGUCGGUUUUUUAUAUUGUGAAGAUCUGUAGAACAUAGUGAGUGCUGAACCUGUGCCUGAUUACUGUCAGUAUUUGUUGUCUUAAUCCCAUCACUGGAUGCACUACAGAACCACUUAAGAACCAUGUUUACAGUCAGAACAAACAUCUCAAUCAAUGGUGAAUCUCUUUCACUGUUUACAAUAUACCAGCUGACGCCAAAAUGUUUCAGACUUAUUUGAUAUACUCUAUAAAUACUGGAUCUUUUUUUGCCUAUAGAACUUGUGUAUAUACAGUAGUGUGUUUAUUAUGUACUUUUUGGCUUUGGUCUUAUUGAGAUCCUCACCAAGAAGGGAUCCCAUAUAUUGUAUUGCCACCUACUUGCCUUGCUACUGGCGUAAGUGCUGUGAUUGUGUAGCCAUGAUGCAGAAAUCAUGACCUCUUGUAAUCUGAUGACCCCCCUCCCCAUCUCCUCCCACUUGUUUACAAACUCCAGCUACCUUACUCUGUCCUUCCCCUGAAUUUGUCUCUCCAUCUAAGUGCUGCAUGGUAUUGACAUGGCCUUCUGAAUGCUCGCAACAUCUUAAAUCUUUGGAUGCUUUUGUACCUCUUUUCUUGUCUGCCACCUUGCGUAAGAUGUAAGUUAAUUUUACACUGAAAACACUGAUGACAUUCCAUAGUUAUUUGGAUGUAAAUCUUGAAUAAAGGUGAUUGUAUUUAAUCAUUGUAUUUCUGUAAUGGGUAAAUGUGAUUUACGAUGGUUUAGGGUCUGGAAACUGGUGACUUUUCAGGUCUAAGACAGUUCAGACUUAAACAACUAUUUAAAAUUCAAUUUACUUCUUUAAUUGUCACUUUUGGCUUGUGGACCUUCAAAAUUGUAAGUAACACCCUAAUCAUACAUUCUUGGCUUUGUGUAGUCGUGAUUUGUGAACAUUUCAAAUGGAGAGAUACUUUAAUGAAAAUAAAAAAAAGUCAGACUGAAUAAACCAUUCUUUGCAACAAAA
Molecule: messenger RNA, 3885 nt
Organism: Melanotaenia boesemani (Boeseman's rainbowfish)
Lineage: Eukaryota; Metazoa; Chordata; Actinopteri; Atheriniformes; Melanotaeniidae
Gene: slc44a2
Product: solute carrier family 44 member 2
Exons: 22
Coding region: 131-2650 (839 amino acids)
Biological process (GO): transmembrane transport; choline transport
Cellular component (GO): membrane
Molecular function (GO): choline transmembrane transporter activity
Source: RefSeq, a predicted model, not a curated record